This is a messenger RNA of Telopea speciosissima, 509 nucleotides long. Its product is annotated as thioredoxin H-type-like. The transcript has 3 exons. Gene Ontology annotation, molecular function: protein-disulfide reductase activity. The coding region runs from base 53 to 397 and encodes 114 amino acids. The record is from RefSeq and is a predicted model, not a curated record. Lineage: Eukaryota; Viridiplantae; Streptophyta; Magnoliopsida; Proteales; Proteaceae.
GGUGAUUUGUUCUUUUUUAAUAAUUUUCAGGAGAAAAAGUGCUGAAGAGGAAAUGGCAGAAGAGGGACAAGUGAUCGGUUGUCACACCGUUGAGGCUUGGAACGAGCAGCUUCAAAAGGGAAACGAAUCCAAGAAACUGGUGGUGGUUGAUUUCACUGCUUCAUGGUGUGGACCAUGCCGUCUUAUUUCCCCUAUCUUGGCAGAGCUGGCCAAGAAGCUGCCUAAUGUCAUUUUUCUCAAGGUGGAUGUGGAUGAACUGAAGACUGUUGCAACAGAGUGGGCAGUGGAGGCUAUGCCAACCUUAAUUUUCCUGAAAGAAGGCAAGACAGUGGACAAGAUUGUGGGUGCAAAGAAAGAGGAGCUGCAGCAGAAGAUCACACUGCAUGCUGCUGCAUAAAAUGUUAAUUUCCUUAGUGUUUGAGGAUAUUAUAGAACUGCAUUGGAGUACUCUAUAGAACUUGGGCUUUCUAUGACUGAUGUAGGAAUGGAUAUUAUAUGGUUCUUAGUUA